Aplysia californica (California sea hare) is the source of this 2566-nucleotide messenger RNA. RefSeq names its product AN1-type zinc finger protein 1. The record is from RefSeq and is a predicted model, not a curated record. Gene Ontology annotation, molecular function: zinc ion binding. Gene Ontology annotation, cellular component: cytoplasm. Lineage: Eukaryota; Metazoa; Mollusca; Gastropoda; Aplysiida; Aplysiidae. The transcript has 9 exons. The coding region runs from base 440 to 1270 and encodes 276 amino acids.
AUGCUGGUCCUCAGGCAUGACAUAGCUCCAUAUGUCAGCAGACACAAAAUCAAUUCCUCGGGCACUUAGAAAGGAGAUAGAGGGGUACACUAAGCUACCGGUACUAUUGCAAAAAAUAUGUGACAGGACGAGGGCAGACAUAAUAGGGCCUAUAUUCCAAAAAAAAGGACGGGUGAAAUCAUUAUAAUAGAAUUUGUAAUGCAAUCGGCGAAUGUACUUUUUUACGUGUAUCUGUUCAUUUACAGACUGGUGAACUACCAUAAAGCUGUAGAGAACCAUUUCGUUCGGUAGUGAUAAAGCAAAGAGGCAUUACUUUCAUUUUAGUAGUGAUUCAUACAGUAACAGAGUAACAACGUUGUCUCAAAUCGAUUGAUGCUAGUUCUAGAUCUAGAUCUUUUUGAUUUACCCACAAUUAAACAAGUUCUGUGUCUUACCAGUGAUGGAGCUACCUCAUAUAGGCAAAAACUGUGGAUUUUCUUCUUGUAACCAGCUGGAUUUCUUGCCAUUUGAGUGUGAUGGAUGCGGAUUGACAUUUUGUUUGGAACACAGAUCAAGAGAGAGUCACAUGUGCACUGCUUGCAUCUUACUGUCAGAUAUUGAGGUGAGCACUUCAUUACCAGCAGAAUACUCAGGAGAGAAGUCCUAUUCUUGCUGCAUAGAUGGCUGUAGUAAAAGAGAGUUGACUCCAAUUCUGUGCAAUCAUUGCAUGCUUAACUUUUGUUUAAACCAUCGUGUGCAAGAAGACCACAAGUGCGUGAAGUUACCAGAGAAAAAGCCGGAAGUAUCUAAAACCAGUCAGCAUGUACAGAACAUACUUGAACAAAGAGCUAACAAACCACUGUCACAACCACGAUUCACCAACCCGAAGUCAAUUCAGUUGGCAGCAAAAGUGAAGCUGAUGAAGAUGAAGGGUGUGGCAGUGGGUGAUCAGGGCAUUCCACAAUCAGAGCGGAUCUUCUUCAACAUUGUUCUACCAAAGUCAUCGAGCAAACCAUCAGUGCCGAUGUUCUUCUCAAAGUGCUGGACAGUUGGCCGUGUCAUUGACAAAAUUGCUGACAAGUUGAACAUUACCAACACAAACAAUGCUGGCUCUGAUAAGAAAUUACGACUGUUUCAUGCAGACACGGGUUGCCUGAUGCCCGUCAGCAGCAGUGUGGCAGAAGUAAUGGACAACACUGACAACCUUGUCUACAAUGGCUCCAGUCUCAUCCUUGAACAUGUUCCUGAUGACACCAAUGUGUUACCUGGUGUUGAAAAAUACAAAAAAUGAUCCUGUCACAGAUGUUAGCCUUGGAUAUAUGUGAUAACAAUUUGAUUAUUAGAUUUUCUCCUGGUAACUUUAUUUAACUGUUUUAAAUGUUGAGAUUUUUAAGGUUGUCUUCAGGUGGGUAUCUUUUCAUAUUGGAAAUUGUUUUAGGAAGCUUUUUACAGCACUUGCAGUGCAAUUUGGUCAUAUAAGUUCCGAGGAUUAGAGGUGUUAUAAGAGAGUAAUGAGCACGAAAAGAAGGAGGAGAAAUAAGGGUAAUAGAUAUUUGCUAGGAAAGAAAAAGCAAAUCUCAACAGAGCACCCACCAUCCACCCACCAAUAAUCUUCCUGCUGCAUGUACUCGGAUACAUGUUGCUGUUGGCUGGUAUGAGUUGAGUGUUUUUUCUCAUCUCCACAUUGACAGGUUGUACAGUGGGAAAAUUUGUUUUGGUGGGGGGGGGAUUUUUAUCUCUAUGAAAGCUGCACACUUGUGAGAGUGUAUUGUUUCCUUUUUAUACCGUAUGAAAACCAUGGAUACGGGGUACAUGGAAGCGGAACCAAUAAAUUGGAAAAAAGAAUAUUAAUCCACAGACAGGAAAAAGAGGCUAAAACUGCACCUGGACAUGAAUAGCUGAUGCCUCUAUAAAUAAAUCUUUGAUGGUCAAGGACCGUAUGAAAAACAUUGUGUACUAUAAAAUAAAACACCAAAAUAUUGUUAGACAGUAUCAAUUCACAUAUUCUUUAUUUAAGUGAGACAGACGAAGAUGCUGUAUGAUUCUGUUCCAUAAUAGAGUUGGUCCUGUUUCUGAGAUUGUUUCAGAAUGCUAUCAGUUAAGGGGCAUGGAGCUCGCUGGUGAGCCGGAAUCUGUGCUCAGUGCUGUACAAAUGUUAUUUAUAUUUAUUAUUAUUGCUAUCCUGAAAAUAAUGAACAUUCUUAUGAUUUGCAGACUGAAUCAAGUCAAUGGAGAAUUGAAAGUUUCUUACAUUUAGGCCUUUGUAGCUGGCACCAAACAAUCCUUGUAUUUGGAAUAUCGAACAUGUUAGAAAUACAUUUUUUUUUUAAAGCAAGGAUCAACGGGUAUAAAAAAAUGUUGAUAUCGUCAUCAAUAUUUUGUAUGUCUAUCCAAUAACUAUUAUUAUGUGUACAUCUGUGUAUGUAAAUCUAUGCAUUUGUGUGUUUGUUUAUGUGAGAGAAAGAGGGAGAGGAUGUUUGUGUGUGUAUGUGUAUUACAGUGUGUGUGUGUUGACGAGUGUGUGUAUGUAUUUACCAUGCCGCAGCAAGUUUUUCUUUGUGGAGAUCAAUAAAAUCUUCUCUUUGUA